This is a messenger RNA of Camellia sinensis, 993 nucleotides long. RefSeq names its product CST complex subunit TEN1. Gene Ontology annotation, molecular function: telomerase inhibitor activity; single-stranded DNA binding; telomeric repeat DNA binding. The record is from RefSeq and is a predicted model, not a curated record. Lineage: Eukaryota; Viridiplantae; Streptophyta; Magnoliopsida; Ericales; Theaceae. Gene Ontology annotation, cellular component: CST complex. Gene Ontology annotation, biological process: negative regulation of telomere maintenance via telomerase.
AAAAAAACAAAACAAAACAAAAACUAUGAAUUGAACAGGAAGUGAGAAAGAGAAAAAUGGAAGUGAGCAAAGGGAAGGGCUCCCUGGAACUUGCCGAAACAAGCCUUCAUCGAGAGUUAUUGGAUUCGUCUUCUUUGUGACUCACUGGUGCUUCAAUGGCAUCAUCUGCAAUAAAUGCCGGUGCCCUGGUGACUUUACAAGAGCUAAACUCUGCUUCUCCACACUUCAAGCAAGGGGCCUCACUUCGUGUUACUGGAAAGCUGCAAGAUUAUUCUGUAGAGACUGCACUUGCUGUAAUCAUCGAUGAAACUGCCUCCCUCAAAAUUGACACCCAGCAUUUAAAUGUCAAUCUUCGAGUUGGAUCUAUCUACCAGUUCAUCGGAGAACUCGUCAUUCAACCCAAUAAUGAGGGAAUCUUGAAGGCACGAGUGGCUAGGAAUGUAGAUGGUAUUGACCUCAACCUCUAUCACCAGUCUCUGAAGCUCUUGAAAGAGUUUAUAUCUGAUCAAAUGAGUAAUCAUGCACCAUAGAACUGUGUGCGUGUGAAUGUUUUGGUUAAGGCGGAAAUGAUAAUUCAGAAACAGAUUUUACUUCCUAUGCAAAAGAUUUGUGAUAUUGUGGUGAACUGACCUUUUUGUGAAAUUGGAGUACGCGGCACCCUAAUUUUACUGCUACAAUCAUGAUGGUUCUUCAAGAUGUGGAAAUAUGGUGUUCAGCAAGAGUUGAUUGAGUUACCAAGUUGUUUGUGAAUGAGAAUUUGGUACCAUCCUCCUUUUUUUUCCCUUUUUAUUUUAUUAUCAUUUUUUACUAUCGAUUGUAUUCAUGUCUCCUGCUUUAAUUUUACCAGAAUGGAUUAAGCUCGUCUGUAGUGAGAUUAUUCCAAUGAUGUUCAGUGACAAUUAGAUGCUGCUGGUGCAGACAUGUUUCUGUUAUGAUUGAAUAGAUUGUUUUUGGUCACUGGAAAUGAUCCCAAUUCAAUAGUAGAUUGCUUCA